AUGCGGCUGGCUUCUCGGGGUCGAGUCCAUCGGAGCAGUCGCUCUUCAAACCAGCAGACGGAGGGCUGGGCAGAGUGCAUGCUUCAGGCUGUGGUGGAUCAGAAUGGCGAAGCCUUCUCCGACCUCAUCAAGGAGAUGGAUAGCAUCAUUCCUCAGAGCGAAAUACUGAACAUGCCAGAGACCGUGAUGAGUGCAAUCUUGCAAAACAAAUUGCGGGCUCUAGGCCUCGUUUCAGCUCCGGAGGCCGCUUUCAAGCGCCUGCUGCUCGAGUUUCUGCGUCUGAGACAGCUGAGUGGCACAUGCAAGUGGGGGGAAGUGGUGCGUCAGUGCGUGCUGCUCUUGUCUCUCUAUGUGGAUGUGUACGUGGAGGUUCCCGCGGCGAGCUGCGGCUGGCUCGUUCCUGGGUUGGCGGUUCUUUGCAACCUCAUGAACAGAGCGGCCUUGGCUGCAGAUGCAGCGACAGACGACAGUCAGGAGAUGUUGGAGGAAACAGAGGGGGCGGCGGAAGCGGAGGAAGCGCAGAAUCGGUACACGAAAGAAGUGCUCAACGCAAUCAGACCUAAGCUGGGAAAGGUUCGAGGCGAAGAAGGAAGACACGGGGCUUACGUCGUGCUGUUAGGCCAGAGCAUCAAGCGAUGUCUGCAGCUCGGCAACAUGCAGAUGGCUGCAGGCUUUCUGAAGCUCUGCGACUCACGGCAGAUCAACUUCAGCCAUGCGCCUCGGGGACCAAUGGUGAACUUUCGUUACUAUUUAGGUCGCCUCUACAUGCAGCAAGAGCAGUUUGAGCAGUCGGAGAGCGAGUUAGUGUGGGCCUUUUCAAACUGUCCAUCCCUCAAGAUGCGAGUUCGCAGGAACAUCCUUGAAUGUCUUGUUGCCGCACGGCUUCGUCUGGGAAAACUUCCCAGCGCCGCGUUGCUGCAGAAAUACCAGAUGGCACAUUACCUUGGCAUCAUCAAGGCAAUGAAAACCGGCAAUCUUUCUCUUUUCGAUAAGGCAAUGGAAGAGAACGAGAGUAUCUUCAUAAAACACGGCACCAUUUUGUGCAUCGAGAGGCUGAAGUUCAUCGUAUUCCGCACGAUGAUGAAACGAAUGAAGGAGUGGUGGGUGAAAUCAGGUUUAGCCUCCAAGGCAAAUAUUGUGCCAAUCCAAGUCUUUACUGCCGCUAUCAAGUGGCAAACCGAUGAUCUCUUCGACGAUGACGAAAUGGCCUGCAUUAGCGCCAACCUCAUCAGGAUGGGAUAUAUUAAAGGAUACAUAUCGUGGGAACACAUGGUCAUUGUCUUCAGCAACCAGGAGCCGUUCCCCAGUCUUAAGACCUCUCGCACCUCUUGA
This is a messenger RNA of Cyclospora cayetanensis, 1332 nucleotides long. Its product is annotated as PCI domain-containing protein 2. Lineage: Eukaryota; Apicomplexa; Conoidasida; Eucoccidiorida; Eimeriidae. Gene Ontology annotation, biological process: post-transcriptional tethering of RNA polymerase II gene DNA at nuclear periphery; transcription elongation by RNA polymerase II; poly(A)+ mRNA export from nucleus. The transcript is spliced from 10 exons. Gene Ontology annotation, molecular function: double-stranded DNA binding; RNA binding. The record is from RefSeq and is a predicted model, not a curated record. Gene Ontology annotation, cellular component: transcription export complex 2. Bases 1 to 1332 code for a protein of 443 amino acids.